Molecule: messenger RNA, 1077 nt
Organism: Rhinopithecus roxellana (golden snub-nosed monkey)
Lineage: Eukaryota; Metazoa; Chordata; Mammalia; Primates; Cercopithecidae
Gene: BCL7C
Product: BAF chromatin remodeling complex subunit BCL7C
Exons: 6
Coding region: 354-1007 (217 amino acids)
Source: RefSeq, a predicted model, not a curated record
CGUCCGGCCGCCGAGCAGUACCCAACUCCCGCUCUCGACGGCGGGCAGGGGGCGCUGCGCGUCCAGGCGCUCCGAGGGGGCGGGCCCGGGGCGGGGCGGGGCCGGCCGGGCUUCCAGGCCUGGGCUCUGGCCGCCCGCGCCACCCGGCCGCUCCGGGGACGGGCCGGGGCGGGGCGCGGCGGCAGGAAACGGGGCGGGGACUCGCGGAGGCGUUGGGGACGAGAGAGGGCGCGGCCAACUCCCGGGGGGACGGCAGGCCGAGAGCGCGGCGCCCGGGCCUGGCGCCGAGCCUGAGCCCGCCGGACGGGAGGCGGCCCCGCCGCGGGCUCGGCUCCGGCCCCAGCCCCGCCAGCAUGGCCGGCCGUACCGUACGGGCCGAGACCCGGAGCCGGGCCAAGGAUGACAUCAAGAAGGUGAUGGCGACCAUCGAGAAGGUCCGGAGAUGGGAGAAGCGAUGGGUGACUGUGGGCGACACUUCCCUUCGUAUCUUCAAGUGGGUGCCAGUGGUGGACCCCCAGGAGGAGGAGCGAAGGCGGGCAGGUGGCGGGGCAGAGAGAUCCCGUGGCCGGGAACGUCGGGGCAGGGGCGCCAGUCCCCGAGGGGGUGGCCCUCUCAUCCUGCUGGAUCUCAAUGAUGAGAACAGCAACCAGAGUUUCCAUUCGGAAGGUUCCCUGCAAAAGGGCACAGAGCCCAGUCCUGGGGGCACCCCCCAGCCCAGCCGCCCCGUGUCACCUGCUGGACCCCCAGAAGGGGUCCCUGAGGAGGCUCAGCCCCCACGGCUGGGCCAAGAGAGAGAUCCCGGGGGCAUAACUGCUGGCAGCACCGACGAACCCCCAAUGCUGACCAAGGAGGAACCUGUUCCAGAACUGCUGGAAGCUGAGGCCCCCGAAGCUUACCCCGUCUUUGAGCCAGUGCCACCUGUCCCUGAGGCAGCCCAGGGUGACACAGAGGACUCGGAGGGCGCCCCCCCACUCAAGCGCAUCUGCCCAAAUGCCCCCGACCCCUGAGAAGCCGGCCUGCCUGUCCUGUUGCCCCAGGGGCCCCUUUGGCUUUUUACAAAUAAAGACCCUUUUGUAA